CACUCCGGCCCCUCCUCCCACUCCCCGAGGUCCUCUAGUUAGCGAUCGCUGGGCCGGGCGCACUGUGUGGCGCGUUAUCUCCGCCCAGGGAGGCAGGCAUCGGCUCUUUGGACAUGGCGGCGGCGGCGGCGGCGGCGGCGGUGGCGUCCGGGUCUUCAGCGACUGGGAUGAAGGGAAAUGGAAGCGGCGGCCGGGCUGGGCCCAGUGAAGCCGGCGGGCCUCGGAAGAAGAAGGGGCCGGGGCCCCUGGCCACCGCGUACCUGGUCAUCUACAAUGUAGUGCUGACUGCGGGGUGGCUCGUUAUUGCAGUCGGUCUGGUCAGAGCAUAUUUGGCCAAAGGCAGCUAUCACAGCCUUUAUUACUCAAUUGAAAAGCCUUUGAAAUUCUUCCAGACAGGAGCCCUCUUAGAGAUUUUACACUGUGCUAUAGGAAUUGUUCCCUCUUCUGUAGUCCUGACUUCUUUCCAGGUGAUGUCAAGAGUUUUUCUAAUAUGGGCAGUAACACACAGUGUCAAAGAGGUACAGAAUGAAGACAGUGUCCUUCUAUUUGUGAUUGCUUGGACAAUCACUGAGAUUAUUCGCUACUCCUUUUAUACAUUUAGUCUACUAAACCAUCUGCCUUAUAUCAUCAAAUGGGCCAGGUACACGCUUUUCAUUGUACUGUACCCGAUGGGAGUAUCAGGCGAGUUACUCACAAUAUAUGCUGCUUUGCCCUUCGUCAGACAAGCCAGCUUAUAUUCCAUUAGCUUACCUAACAAAUACAAUUUCUCCUUUGACUACUAUGCAUUCCUCAUUCUGAUUAUGAUCUCUUAUAUUCCACUUUUCCCUCAGCUGUACUUGCACAUGAUACACCAGAGAAGAAAGGUCCUUUCUCAUCCUGAAGAACACAAGAAAUAUGAAUGAUUCCUGCUCUCCCCACAAAACUCUCCACAGAUCAAAAAUGCUGCAGACUUUUUGAGUUUCCAACAUGUUUCACAGAGAAGAAUAAGCAAGGACUAUUUUUAAAUACUAAAAAAAAAACGUGGCCAGUGGACCUGGGAUUUACAAAGAGUUAUUACAUGAAACACACUGGAAUAUCUUGUCGGCAUGCUUUCUCAAUCAGAAAUUCCAAAAAUGUAAGGAGGGGGAGGGGAUGACAUGUUAUAUAGCUUCCCUUCUCUUCAUGUAUCUGCUAAAUAUCCUUCAUACUCAAUGCUUGAGUUAUAGUCCAAGUGGUAAAAGUUGUACCAACUGAAUGCCCAGCUUGAAUUAUAAUUAUGUUUCGUUUCUGCAGUGUAUUUAGUUUUGCCUUUUCAAAGUGCUUGACUGCAUGCUGGAAACUGUAUGUAUUGCUGGAAUGACCAACUUUAUUCUUGGGAAUACUCUGAGGUUCUGGCUGGGACCAUAGUAAUAUCACCCCCCAUCCAGUAAGGGAAUUGCACUGGGCAAGCCUGGGGAAUGAAGGGGUAAUGUUUGGCAUCAGAAGCAGCAAAUUCAGAUGUCAGUCCAACUUACAAUUCUAUCACCGACUGUAAUUUUCUCUUUUGGGGGACCUCCAUUUAAACAAUCAUUGCCCAUUCCCAAGGAGGGACAGUUGCUUAAAUAUCCGUAGGUCCUUAGAGGCCCAGCCUCAGUCAGUUUUUCAGUCAAGCAACAAACAGUUAGCAGGCAGGAACAAACUCUUGAGGCAAUUAAUGAAUUUGCACAGUAGAACUACUAAGAAACCCCUUAUUCUGAGCCUUUCCCAAUAUUGACCCAGUUCAGUCUGUUAGCCAGCAGGGUAUAUAGGGGUGGAAAAGUCUUUACAGAAAGAGAAGAAACAGGUCAGGAGCAGGGACUCUUCUGAGAAGUAGAGUUCCAGAAACCAAUCUGGGAUAGCUUUUCUAACAUCUUUAUAGUUUUUCGAUUAUUGAGCUCUUCUCUCUCUGUGCAUUUCCUUGGGGAUGAUUCUUCUUUCAACAACUACUGUGUUAUGAAUACAGAAGCAGUAAAAAAUUAAAGUUGGGAAGUAAUGAA
Messenger RNA from Phascolarctos cinereus (koala), 1994 nucleotides. It is a transcript of the gene HACD2, whose product is annotated as 3-hydroxyacyl-CoA dehydratase 2. The record is from RefSeq and is a predicted model, not a curated record. Gene Ontology annotation, cellular component: endoplasmic reticulum membrane. Gene Ontology annotation, molecular function: 3-hydroxyacyl-CoA dehydratase activity. Lineage: Eukaryota; Metazoa; Chordata; Mammalia; Diprotodontia; Phascolarctidae. Gene Ontology annotation, biological process: sphingolipid biosynthetic process; fatty acid elongation; very long-chain fatty acid biosynthetic process.